Messenger RNA from Canis lupus familiaris (dog), 6004 nucleotides. It is a transcript of the gene C3H4orf50, whose product is annotated as chromosome 3 C4orf50 homolog. The transcript has 12 exons. NCBI's taxonomy places the organism in Eukaryota, Metazoa, Chordata, Mammalia, Carnivora, Canidae. The coding region runs from base 245 to 4180 and encodes 1311 amino acids. The record is from RefSeq and is a predicted model, not a curated record.
CCACAACCCUCUGCUCCCAGGAGGGGGUAUAUACCCCUCAUGGUUGUUGUGGGUGUUGUGGCCUAGUAGCACAGCCGAGGUUCCACGUGGUGCGGUUCCCAGGGCAGCAGAGCUACAAGAACAGCUGAACCUCAGGGUAUUCGGCACAAUCUGAAGGCCCUGCAGCCAUCUCGAAAUCUCCAGAAAGUCAAUGUUGCAAAUCCACUUAACGUUAUUAAGGCCUGACCCGUGACCUCCGUACAGGAUGGAGCCCACAGCUAAAGGACGGACCGAGAAAAAUUUCAGCUACGUUGUCAGAGCCCCCAGCAGCGAUGGGUUUGAUGUCAUGAACGUUGAUGUGAAGAUCGACACGUCCUGGGUGUUCCAGGACGUAGAAGACAGCGGUGGGGAGCAGGAAGCCCGAAGCCCAGGCGCGGACCCAGGCACGCUCAGGAAGCAGCUGGAAUCCUCGGAGCAGAAGCUGCUGGCCGCCGUGGACAAGUACGUGAUGUCCGAGUCCGGGCUGAGGAGCAGAAUCCAGGAGCUGGAGCUGUCGGAGAGACAACUGCUGCACAAGGUGGACCAGCUGAGCGCUCGUGUGAAGCAGGAACAGAGCGCUGCUGUCCGGGCCCAGGAGAAGCUGCAAGCCCUGCAGGGGGAGCUUGCCAGCCAGGUCACUCUGAGCCGAAUCCAGGAUGAACCACUGUCCCUGCCCAGGGAGGACGCACCGGAUGCUCCCAAAAGGCAAGAGCCGCAGGCCACCCUCGGCUCCACCAGUGCCCCUGGACCGAGAGGCUCAGCAGGCCAGCCCUCUGAGGGGUGCUGCUCCUGGGGAUGCGUUGGAGCAGGACAAGGCCCUCUGGUUGUGGUGCCAGGCCUGGAGACCAGAGACGGGUCCCUGGAAGACGUCACAGGAUCUGACCGUGGACGGCCGACUCCGGCGGAACCCAGCAUGGAUGAACAGGCUCUCCUCCUCAUCUGCGGCUGCCCCUCCGGACAGUACAGGGACAGCUCACUCCUUCCCGUGGAGCUGGCCUGGAUUUCAGAGCAGAGGCUAGCAGCCGCCCAGGCCCAGGGAUCCUUUCUCCUGGUGCAGACGUCCACACUCCCUCCCUGGGGGCCAGCUGGGGACCCCCCUUCCCUGCUGCUGCCACUGCUGCUCCAAGAGACUUCGCCACAAGAAUCCCAAAUGGAGCAGGUGCUGGAUGCCAGGUCGUCGCCUGCUCCCAGAGCCUCAGGACAACCAGGUCGAGAUCGUCACUGGGAAAAGAGCCACAAAGCCUCGCUCUGCCAGGAGUCCCCACAGACUGCAAGUCAGCGAUUUCCCAGGAGAGGGCCCAGAGAUCUAAAAGACCCUUGGAAGGAGGGAGGAGGACCGGAGUGGAGAACCGAGGAGCAGGGGGUGAGGAAGGCUGCGGGCAGGAAGGAGGAAGACCUCGGUGGCAAGAGUAAGCUAAGUCAGGAAAGCGGAGAAAACCCGAGCUUGUGGGCUGGCGUUGGAGCCCCAGAGGGCGUGCUGAUCGAGAACGGGGCUUUAGAAACCCAGGCCUCUGCCUCCUGCCCCGGGCCCGGGCCACAGUCCCCACUGCCUCUUCUGCAGGAGGAGGCCUCAAUGUCAACCAAGGGACCCACAGCCCUGAGUGGGAGGGGGAUGGAGGGAGGGCUUUCAUCAGAGGAGGAGGAGAAGGAGAAAGAGCACCCCACAGCCAGGGCCCUCGGUGCCCAGAGGCUGUCUCCAGCAGGUGCUCAGCUCCUUGCAGGGCCGGCCAAGGAAGAAACUCUUGCGUGGUCUGGAAAUGCUCUGCAUCUGCAAGAGGAAAGCGCUGGAGAUGAAGGGCAAGAAGAGAAGGAGGAGGAGUCAUGGCCUCUAGAAGGGUCCAGUCUGGGCCACAGCGACAUCCCGGAGGAGCCUGGUCCCAUGGAAUGUGCAGGCUGCGAUACACUCUUCCCAGCAGCAGAGGGAGGUCUGACACUGUCCCCCAGAGUGGCCUUUUCACCCAAGGGGACCGAGCCCAUCAGUAGCCCAUGGGUGCUGAGCAAAGGAUCUGGCGGUUCUGAGCUCAGAAUAGAUGAAUUUGAAAAGGAGAUGGAAGCUUGUUUCCAGCAACUCUCCAUCCUGGAGCUUGGGGGCGGGGGACGGUGGCAGCAAGCCUCCAGGCUGGCGGGGGAGAGCAGGAGCGUGGCUCUGAAAUGGCACAGCUGCCAGGGGAACGCUUACUCCCGGCAGGGUUUGGGCAACCAGGGCUUGGAGAUGUGUUUGGCCAGGGAAGUCAAACCCGGGGAGACUAGAGCAGGGGGUAGACCAGGAGAGAUGGAGGCCGUGGGAGCCAGCGCGGGCCUUCCAGGGAUGGUGACCGAUUUGGAUCACGUGAGUCCGGGCCCAGAGUGGCCCUCGGAGCUGGGCCGGAACCAGGCACCGAGAGCCUUUGAGAGACAGAGGAGGAGGUUUCAUCAGCUCAUUUCUGGACUGAAGAAAGAGAGAAGCCAAUUUUUACAUGACAACGCUGAGCUUCGGGCUGACCGAGAGAGAUGCCAUAGAAAACUGUGCGUCCUCGAAAAAGAGAGGGACAGGAAUGUGACAAGGAUAGCCACGCUCGAACGGGAAAACAGCAUGCUGUUAGAGGACAUCACUGACUUUAAGGGGGAGCUGGACCAAAGUUGGCAGGUCAUCUCUGACCUGGAAGACUGCAAUGUGAAAAGUUACGGCAAGAUUUCUGACCUCGAAGAGGAGAACGAGAAGCUGAAAGGGCACCUGGCCCAGCUCCAGAAAGCCGCACUGGAGAGCGUCAGAAAAUCCAAAGGUGUGAUGGAGCACAUCACCCUGGAAAACCGGGAGCUCAAGGCACUGAUCUCGGAGCUCGGGGUCAGCCACGAAGAGCUGAUGAAGGGCGUGGUGCUGGGGAUAGAAGACUCGGUCCGGGCCUUCAGGGGGGAACAUGCCCACCUUCUGCGCAGGGUCUGCGUCCUGGAGACGGAGGUCGCGUUGGGGGCGAGCACAGCCGUGGGUCGCUCGGUAGGAGCAGAGGAGGGUCUGCAGGGGGAAGGCAAGAUGCCCGGGGACAAGGGGAACGCUGUGGACAGGGGGGUGCAGGUGACUCCACUUUCCGGGCAACUGACUCCAAGAGCCCACGGGCCGCCCUUGGUGGCGAAAUCAGGUGUGGCCGGCCGGUGGAUGGGGCCUGCCUUAGGCACGGAGAAUUCCAGAUACGAUGCCAACUCUGCAGCUCCGUCCUUGGCCUGGGGAAGCGCCGAAGUGUCCUGUGCCCCGCACGGAAGCAUCAGUGGAGCAGGAGCAAAGGAAGCACAUUUGGGAGAGGAGGAGAAGAGACCACGGUGCCCUACAGACCCAGGGCGAGCUCCGAGGGCCCUGAGCCAUGGCCCCCAGCUGCAGGACCUGGAGGUGGACACCCCCAGGGAGGACCUGAGGCUGCAAGUCCAGCAGCUCCGGCACCAGGGGCAGACCCUGCAAUGUCAGCUCAGAGACCUGACGUCAGCCUACCGGGAAGCCACCUGCCUCCGGGACCAGCUCAAGAGCGAGCUGCAUGAACUUCGGAAAAAGCAACAGGAGGCAAAUUUCGCUGUGGCUCCUUUGAAGGCCAAGCUGGCUUCCCUGGUUCAGAAGUGCCGGGAGAGGAACCACCUGAUCACACACCUACUGCAGGAACUGCGUAGACACGGGCUGGCGAAUCACCUGCUCUCUGAGACGGCGCAGAGCAUGGUCGAUGACGUGGCACUGGCCGAGUACGCGGCCACCUUCCUGGCUCCGGGGCUCCCAGAGACCAGCCACCACCUGGAUGUCGAGUCUGAGAAGGCAGGAGUCAUAGGAGCUCAGAAAUCCCUCCUGAAUCUCAAAACGGACAGUGUCAGCAUCCAAAGACCUUUGCAUUCAGAAUCCCGGCCUGUUCCUGAGGCUGAGUGGCCAGCACAGAUGGCUCGACUGGAUUCUCCGAAGCUUCCCCUGCCCUCAGGGCUGACGCCUGCUCCUGGAGCGUGCCCGGCUACCGCCACCGUGGAGACAGCACUCUCUGCACAAUCCUGGCGAGAAGAAGGCGGACCAUCCUGUCCCAUCCUCCUCCGAGCCGAUGGCCUCCCGCCACCCCCUGAGCUCCUGAGUCCUGCGAGGAUCCUGGCUCUCCACAAAGAGCUUAGACAAAGCAUUUGCAGCAAUUCGCAGGUCAAUAAAUCACCGCUGGAGUUAUAAAUUUAAUGGAACCACUCACGCUCUGGGGCCAUUUCAUAGACUCCAUAAAUAUUUGAAGCAGAACCUUCAGACACUGCUUUAAGAAAUUGGUAGCAAUCAAAGCCCUCAUUCAGUGGCAAGUGGUUUUGCCUCUGGCUCAGAGCUCUGUGUUGGUUGUCAGAGCUUGGGAGAAAUACUGGACUCUGCUUGCACAUUCUGAGGGCUUUGGCUUUGGCUAAUGUCAAGGCAGCAAAGAGAAUACUUACUGUACCAAAACCUAUUGAGUGAUGGGUCCAAUGGUUCUCAGCUGGGCAUGAUUUUUCCUAACCAGGGAGAAAUUUGGCAAUGUCCAGAGACAUUUUUGUCAUCACAAUGAGGUAGUGCUCCUGGCUUCUAAUGGGUAGGGGCCAGGGAUGCUGUUAAACAUGUCACAAUGCACAAGACAGCAUUCUACAACAAAGAUUAUCCAGCCUCAAAUGCCAACAGCGCAGGGGUUGGGGAAGCCCCACACUGGUCUGAUAGCUCCUAACAUGGUCAGCCAUAGAGACCCGUUUUGUUAUGCUCCUGGCCUCAGGGCUCUUCCCCAUGUUUUAAAAGAUUUUUGUCUACUACAUGAAAUGCUUGACUUAAGUAAUUAUAUAUUUUACAUUUUAAAACAUUACAACCAAUCAGAACUUUCUAAUAAGCCCAUUCCUUCAACUUACACUUGCUGACAUGCAAUGAAUGCCAGGAAAUACAAUGUGAGGGUGAGGGAGGUGAGCCAGCUUUGGUUCUCACCCCAGGAGCUCACAUGGCAACGGGGGACACCUGGAUGAACUGAGCACUGUGCAGCCCAUGGUUAAGUGUGCCAUGAGAUGCAAGAUGAAGGGAAGGGCUCCUUCUGGAGAAUGGAUGUCAUUCAGGAGGGAAGGGCUGAGCAGAGCCCCUAAACCCAGUGAAGUGUACAGCUGGGUGAGGUGGGUAAGGGUGUUACAGUCAAUGGGAACAGCAGGUGCAAGUCUUUAAGGCAUGAAACUGAACUUUGGAUGUGUCACCGAAGGAGAAGUGUGCAAAGCAGCUCCUUGCCAAGCCAGCUGCAAGGGGUUACCGCCUCAUCUCGUCCAGCACCUCUCCCUUUCCCCCGAGAACAGGACCCAUGCCCUGACCCAGGCAUAGGACUCAGGGGUAGAAGGAAAAUGCAUCCAUCCUGAGGGCAGUCUACCCAACAAGAGAAUCAAGGGAGCUUGAAAUACAUAUGCCCAGAUCGUGUCCCCGGGUUCACCAGUCAGAGACUUCGUUUCUGUCUUUAGAAAGAGCUGGUGAGAGUUUGAGGGAAAGGUCUGGAUUACCUUUCCAGGGCUGGAGCUGGAGCUUCCUGGAAGCUCUUGUCACUUAGGGACAAGGAAGUUCCAGGGCAAGAAACCUAGGGCACCCGGGGCAGCAGUCAAAGCCCGCAGAUUUUAUUUUAAUGUAGUUUAACUCUGAGGUUGAAAAGUGCAGAGAGUUCCCAUACACCCCUUCACCUAGCUUCCCAUAAUGUUGACAUCUUAUAUACCUAAUCACAUUGCAGUGACAGAAACAAAUGGACUUAUUUUGAGGGACGCUGGAGGUGUGGGCACUGAUUUGUAAGAAAAGCAGGGCUAUCAGGCAAGUGUUGGUACACUGAGCUGCUACCAUCUUGAUUAGCCCAAGGGGCUGUGCGAUGGGUCAUCACACCAUCCAUUUGUUCAGUUAGCAUCCAGUGGUAACGGUCCCGUGCGGGCCAGGUCCUCGGCGAGGCGCUGGGAAGCAGGAACAGAGAACAUGUGGUCAGUGUCUAACCUCCGGGACCUCCUGGCAGCUCUGUGGCCCCAACAUCAGCGCUCA